UUGCUUAUGAAAUAACUCAAAUUAUUUGAACAAAGCAGUAUUUGGAGAAAUUUAGUUGUUCAAGCAAUGAUUUGUAGUGCCUAGGGAGAAAAAACAUCUCGGCCUCAUAAAACAGCUGUUUUGCGGAAAAUUGCGAUUCAGUUUGAUAACAAACAGUAAACACCAGUCAGUUGGAUAUCAUGCUGAAGAACGCCGGCAGUGUAUUAUUUCGAAACCUUUCCGCAAAAUGCGGCACUCACACACCAUCGGUGAGGGGCAUCAAUUUAAUCCCCAUGGUUGUCGAGCAAACGGGACGAGGAGAACGCGCCUAUGAUAUAUUUUCGCGUCUUCUCAAAGAGCGCAUCAUAUGCCUGAUGGGCAACAUUACAGAUGAUAUCAGCUCUACGGUGGUUGCCCAACUGCUGUUCCUUCAGUCGGAGAAUGUCAACAAACCCAUUCAUUUGUACAUCAAUUCGCCCGGUGGCGUGGUAACCGCUGGUCUCGCCAUCUAUGAUACGAUGCAGUAUGUGAAGCCGCCGAUUGCAACGUGGUGCGUUGGUCAGGCAUGCUCAAUGGGCUCCCUUCUAUUGGCAGCAGGGGCACCUGGAAUGCGUUACUCCCUGCCAAAUGCACGGAUCAUGAUACAUCAACCUUCUGGAGGCGCUCAAGGUCAAGCAACAGACAUACUUAUACAUGCGGAGGAGAUCAUCAAAAUAAAACGUCAACUGACGUCAAUAUAUGUUAAGCAUGCGAAAAGUCCAUAUGAUGAGAUGUGCUCACGUAUGGAGCGUGACCACUUUAUGACCCCGGAAGAGGCAAAGACCCUGGGCAUCAUUGAUCAUGUGCUUGAACAUCCCCCAGAGACAGUUUCAGACAGCGGACCAACAUCCGAUGAUAGCCAGCCGAUAGGCAAGAUGAGGUCCGAUGAUGAUCAUCCCGAAAAAGAGAAGAAAAGAUCGAAACAGAGAAGUUAAAUUUGCAGCAUUCGACAAUUUGUAGAAUUCCGAUUUCUGGCUUUAAAAUUGUAAAACGUAUAAAAUAGGUUAAAUUCAUAAAUAGUUCAAUUAAUUCAAAAUUUCAAGAUUCGGUUUUUAUGAAAAACUUUUAUUUAAAUGCUAUUCAUUUCAUACUACGCAAUACAAUCAAUAAAACGUCUGUAAAUA
Drosophila innubila is the source of this 1142-nucleotide messenger RNA. RefSeq names its product ATP-dependent Clp protease proteolytic subunit (gene ClpP). The coding region runs from base 180 to 953 and encodes 257 amino acids. Gene Ontology annotation, biological process: protein quality control for misfolded or incompletely synthesized proteins. The transcript has 3 exons. Gene Ontology annotation, molecular function: ATP-dependent peptidase activity; ATPase binding; serine-type endopeptidase activity. The record is from RefSeq and is a predicted model, not a curated record. Gene Ontology annotation, cellular component: endopeptidase Clp complex. Lineage: Eukaryota; Metazoa; Arthropoda; Insecta; Diptera; Drosophilidae.